CUGGGGGGUCCGGGGCCGGCCCAGGACCCCCAGAUUAGGUGGACACUGGCUUUGGCGGUCGGAUCAGGUCUUCCAGCCUCUGCACCCAAAGUUUUCGUCGGGCCUUGAGCGGGGAGGAGCUGCCGGGCGGGCGGAGGCAGAGAUGGCGGAGGGCGGUGGAUCGGAAUGCGGGGGUGUCCAGUCUGGUUGGCCCCCCAAGCCUGCUAAGCAUGAAGCUUCUGUGUUUGGUGGCCGUGGUCGGGUGCUUGCUCGUGUUCCCAGCUCAAGCCAACAAGAGCUCUGAAGAUAUCCGUUGCAAAUGCAUCUGUCCACCAUAUAGAAACAUCAGUGGGCACAUUUACAACCAGAAUGUGUCCCAGAAAGACUGCAACUGCCUGCACGUGGUAGAACCCAUGCCGGUGCCCGGCCACGACGUGGAGGCCUACUGUCUGCUGUGCGAGUGCAAGUAUGAGGAACGCAGCACCACCACCAUCAAGGUCAUCAUUGUCAUCUACCUGUCAGUGGUGGGGGCUCUCUUGCUCUACAUGGCUUUCCUGAUGCUGGUGGACCCUCUCAUUCGAAAGCCGGAUGCAUAUACCGAACAGCUGCACAAUGAGGAGGAGAAUGAGGAUGCUCGCUCUAUGGCAGCCGCCACUGCCUCCUUGGGGGGCCCUCGAGCAAACACCGUCCUAGAGCGCGUGGAAGGUGCUCAGCAGCGGUGGAAGCUGCAGGUGCAGGAGCAGCGGAAGACCGUUUUCGAUCGGCACAAGAUGCUCAGCUAGAUGGGCCGCCAAGUUCCUCAGAAGUCCCACCAACUUGACCACCAAGUGCAGCUGACUCUGGAACAAGGUUGAACUGCAUGGGGUCACCUAUCUGUGGAUGUUUUUUAUAGCACAGUGCUGUAAAUGUGAUCUUAACAACAGUUUCUUUUCUGCAGCUUACUUUAUUGUAAGAAUUCAGUAUAUACUACAUAUAGCAUACUAAGUAUGUGUUGACUGUUUAUGUUAUCAGUAAGGCUUCCAAUCAACAGUAGGCUAUUAAUAGUUAAGGUUUGGGGGAGUCAAAAGUUACAUGUGGAUUUUCAACUGCACAGGGUGUCAGCGCCCAUAACCGCCUCCCCAGUUCACGCCUUCCUCAUUUCUCUUGGGAUCACUUUGCUUCCCUCCCUCAGAACCAUAAACGGCUCCCCAUUUCCCAAGGCUUGAGUUCUUUAUUGAGGCCUGUUAGGCCUUGAGUCCUUGCUUUGCCUGUACCUCAGCAUUUAGCCCCAGAAAAAAUUGGCGGAGUCACUGGGUGGGGCCCUUGGUAGGGAGGGAUCAAUGGGCUCUCGCCUAGGUGGGUGUGGGCCGUGGCUACCAGGAUGCAGCUCUUCCCAAGCUGCCUCUGAGGCUCCGCAGGUGUCGGGCAGGAGGUACUGGCAGAAGCUGACUCAGUCCUCUGACCAGCUCCCGCUGUUCACUCACUUGCCCUGGGGGGCUGAGGAGGAAGCAGAGCUUGAAGGUGUGGAGGGGAAGGCCUAGUCUUUGCUCCUAUCUGUUCCUGAGCCUCUGCUUUGCCAGCGCAGGCAAUCCCUGCAGGCUCCAGGGAGCCGGCAGGGUGGGUGGGUGGAGUGCGCGCUAGAAGCUGGGAUGAAUGGACGGCCCUUCACCCCUCUGAGCCAACCCCUCAUCUGUAGCAAUACCACAGCCCGUGGUGAGUGCUCAUCAGGAGGUAGCUGUCAUUCUGAGGGACUGCCCCGAAAUCUCCCAGAAGAUCAGGCCUCCCUUGAGUAAAGCAAGUGGGGCACUUAAAAGCAUGAACUCUGAGCCAGUAGCCUGGGUACAAAGGCGAACUCCGCCCCUUACUGGCUUGGCAACUUCGAGUGGAUUUUGAAGCCUUGCAUGCCUCUGUUUCCUCACUGCAGAACGGGAGUAAUUACCUACCUCAUUGGGUUGCUGUAAAGAAUAAAUUAUUAACGUGCAUAAAACACAACAAUCCUAGCACAUAAAUAAAGUACUUAGCAUUG
Messenger RNA from Suricata suricatta (meerkat), 1984 nucleotides. RefSeq names its product transmembrane protein 9 (gene TMEM9). Lineage: Eukaryota; Metazoa; Chordata; Mammalia; Carnivora; Herpestidae. The record is from RefSeq and is a predicted model, not a curated record. The transcript is spliced from 7 exons. Gene Ontology annotation, cellular component: lysosomal membrane. The coding region runs from base 210 to 761 and encodes 183 amino acids.